GAAUUUUCCUAGCCAAAUAAUAUCAAAGCCUUGCCACAACACAAGCCACACAAAUACAAAUACACAAUCCAAACCACUUUCCCUUCUCUUCUCCCCAAUCUCCACAACCCCACAACAUUGCAUAUCUCACAUUAACCCAACAAAACCAAAAACCAUGUUGGAAGAAUCAUUGUCACCCUCGCCAACAUUCUGGGCUGCUCUCUACAGCUGGUUCACUCCCACUGUCUUCUUCCUCCUCCUCCAACUCGUUAUUGCCACCAUUUAUAUCACUUCCACCAUCGCCAAUGCCACCCACAAACACCAACAACCCCAUCAACAGGAUCUUCACCAAGCACAAAACUUUCCACAACCCCACCACCACCAACAACUCUUUAGAUCUCCCUCUGUUUUGCAAAGACUCAAAAGCAUCGAUUUUUACUCUUACCCUUAUAGAUCCCAACAAGAACCUCUAACUCAACAACUUCAAACCUACGAAAAUGAAACCCCACAACUCGUUAGAUCUCCUUCUGUUUUGCAAAGACUCAAAUCUAUUAACCUCUUGAAUUUUCAGUUCCCUAUUCAUCAACCCUUUACUUCAAAACUCACACCCGACGACAACAACAACGACAACAACGUUUUCACUCACGAGAAACGACACGUGGCAGUUAAGGAAAAACACCAAAAACAACAAGAGGAAGACAACGAAGAAGAAGAAGACGAUGAUGUUUUGGGACAUAUAAGAGACAACCUCGGAGGAAACGAAGAGGAUAAUAUUUCUCUUGACGAGGUUUACAUGAAGUUGCAGGGGCAAGGUGGUAAUUUCGCAAGGACGCAUUCGGAUACGAAACCGGAUUCCGGUGAGGUUCCGGUGAAGCUGUCGAGGAAGAUGAAGAAAUCAGCAAGUAAUAAAUCAGCUUUCUCGCAUUUCAAGGAAGAAGACAUUGUGGAGAGUCUCCGGCCGGCCACCGUGAAAGAGAUGAAGGUCGCCGCCAUGGAUGAAGAUGAGUUGGUUGAUGCUAAGGCUGACGAUUUCAUCAACAAGUUUAAGCACCAGCUGAAGUUGCAGAGGAUUGAUUCAAUUAUGAGGUAUAAGGAUACGAUUAACAAAGGAACUAGCAAGUAAAUUAAGAUUAAGACAUAGUAAUUAAUAAUCAUGAUUAUUAUAUUUUGAUUUUGGAGUUGCUGGUUAGUAUAAUUAUUAUUAUUUUGUUAAUUUAGGGGUUUCAUUGUUGAUGUAAUGUAAAAUUAGUGACUUUUUUUUUUAUUUUUAAAAAAAUCUAUUGUUAGUUUGUUACAAGUGAUUUUGUGAAGUGGAAUGCUGAGUGUGUUUGGUUGAUUUCAGCCUCUGAUUGUGGAUGUUGGAAGUUGUUACUUUAUGGUAAUGACCACUUCUUGUUUCUAUUUCUAUAACAGAAUAUUUUCUUGUCAUG
Cicer arietinum (chickpea) is the source of this 1409-nucleotide messenger RNA. RefSeq lists its product as uncharacterized. NCBI's taxonomy places the organism in Eukaryota, Viridiplantae, Streptophyta, Magnoliopsida, Fabales, Fabaceae. The record is from RefSeq and is a predicted model, not a curated record.